AUGGGUGCAUUCGACACUACACCAUCUUUGGAAUCAGUAAUACCCAAUCCUCUUUGCUUUUUCCAAAUCUGUCUCAGUUACAUGGAGCCACAGAAUCGAACAGACGUAUCAGAAUUCCUCCUCCUGGGCCUUUCUGAGGAUCCAGAACUGCAGCCUCUUGUCUUCGGGCUGUUCCUGUCCAUGCAUCUGAUCACGGUGGCUGGGAACCUACUCAUCAUCCUGGCUGUCAGCUCUGACACACGCCUUCACACCCCCAUGUACUUCUUUCUUUCCAACCUGUCGUUGGCUGACAUUGGUUUCAUCUCCACCACAGUCCCCAAGAUGCUGGUGAACAUCCAGACACAGAGCAAAGCCAUCACUUAUGUGGGCUGCCUGACACAACUUUCCUCUUUAUAUCUUUUUGGAUGUCUGGACAAUCUCAUCCUUAGUGUGAUGGCUUAUGAUAGGCUUGUGGCCAUCUGUUAUCCCCUGAACUACAGAGUCAUCAUGAACCCCCACCUCUGCUGUUUGCUAGUUUUGGUAUCUUUUUUCCUCAGCCUUUUUUACUCUCAGCUGCACCUUUCAUUGGUGUCACAGAUUAACUUUUGCACAAAUGUGGAAAUUCCUAGUUUCUUCUGUGACUCUCUUCAACUCUUUAAUCUUGCCUGUUCUGACACCUCCACCAAUGCCAUAUUAGUAUAUUGCAUUGUUGCCAUAUUUGCUGGUAUUCCAGUCUCAGGGAUUCUUUUCUCCUAUAUGCAAAUUUUUUCUUCCAUUUUGAGUGUGUCAUCAUCAGGUGGGAAGUAUAAAGCCUUUUCCACCUGUGGCUCUCACCUGUCAAUUGUUUGCUUAUUUUAUGGAACAGGUCUUGGUGUGUAUUUCAGCUCAGCUAUCUCAUCUUCUGUCCAGAAGUGUGCGAUGACCUCGGUGAUGUACACUGUGGUCAGCCCCAUGCUGAACCCUUUUGUCUACAGCCUGAGGAACAGGGACAUCAAGAGAGCCCUGCAUAGGCUUCUCAUCAGGAUAGCCUGA
Molecule: messenger RNA, 1011 nt
Organism: Orycteropus afer afer
Lineage: Eukaryota; Metazoa; Chordata; Mammalia; Tubulidentata; Orycteropodidae
Product: olfactory receptor 18-like
Biological process (GO): G protein-coupled receptor signaling pathway
Cellular component (GO): membrane
Molecular function (GO): G protein-coupled receptor activity; olfactory receptor activity
Source: RefSeq, a predicted model, not a curated record